CAACGCGCCCCGCGACCCGACUCUGUGUAUUCUCAGCGUCAGCGUCUACAAGCCAACAUGUCUCGCUUUUUCUACGGCAGCGACAGCUCCAGCGAGUCCUCUUCCGACGAGGAGGAGCUUUACAGCGAAGAGGAGGAGGCACAGAAGCCCGAAGAGGAGUCAAGCGAGGAAGAGUCUGAGGACGAGGAUGAUUCGGAUUCCGAUUCCAGCGAUGAGGAGGGUGGCAAGACUGGUGCCAACCGUUUCUUGCGCGACGAGUCCAGCGAGGAUGAGAGCGACGAGGAGGACGACCGCACCGUGGUCAAGAGUGCAAAGGACAAGCGCUUCGAUGAGCUCGAGGGCACCAUCCGCCUGAUCGAGAACGCCCAGAAGAUCAACGACUGGAGUGUUAUCAACGACAACUAUGACAAACUCAACCGCCAGCUGCCCGUCCUCCAGCGCGACAACGAUGGCAAGGCCCCCAAGAUGUACAUCAAGACCAUUGCCGACCUUGAAACCUCCAUGCUCGAGGCUCUGGAGAAGCAAAAGUCAAAGAAGAUGAACCCCAUCGCCGCCAAGGGUCUCAACGCCAUGCGCCAGAAGAUCCGCAAGAACAACCGUGACCACGAUGCCGACAUCAAGGCAUACCGCGACAGCCCCGACGACUUCAUGAAGGAUGAUGUUGUUGAGGAACCCACCGCUACCGGCCCCAAGAAGGCCAAGAAGGCUCUGCUGGACGAGUCCGUUGCUGGCGCUGACGACGACGGCUUCACCAUGGUUGGUGCUGGCGGCAAGGCCAUGACCUACACCCCCGAGGGUAUUCUCAAGCACCUCCGUACCAUUGUCGAAUCCAGAGGACGCAAGAACACCGACCGCUUGGAGCAAAUCCGCACUCUUGAGAAACUGCUCGAUGUUGCUGCUACCGAGUACCAGAAGGCUCGCGUGCUCCUGACCCUUGUUUCGACCCGUUUCGACUUGACCAGCGGCAGCGGCAACACUAUGGCACAGGAACAGUGGAAGUUGGUUCAGCAGGAACUUGCUGCUCUCUUGGCCCUUCUUGAGGAGCACCCUUACCUGGUUGUUAUCGAGAGCGCCGAGGACUGGGAGGACGAUGAGAAGCACCCCACCAUCUCUUCCGACGAGACUUUCAAGAUUCCCGGCAGCAUUGUCUCCCUGGUUGAGCGCUUGGACGAUGAGCUUACUCGCGUCCUGCAGCAAGUUGACCCGCAUACCGCCGAAUACGUCGAGCGUCUCAGUGACGAGGCUUCUCUCUACACUAACAUUGUCCGCACUCAGUUGUACUGCGAGCGCCUAGCAAAGGACGAGAAACUCAACUUUGUCCAGGAGACCGCCAACCGCAUUGCCAUGCGCAGACUCGAGCACAUCUACUUCAAGCCUUCGCAGGUCAUUAACAUCCUCGAGGAGAACGUCUGGAAGGCCCUCCCCUCAUCCCUCGACUCCUCCAUUACUCCCCGCUCCGCAGCUGGUGACAGCUCGACCCUGGUCACCGCCAUCUGCACCUACCUCUACACUCACAGCGAGGGUAUCAUCCGCGCCCGCGCUAUGCUUUGCCAAGUAUACUAUCUCGCUCUUCACGACCAGUACUUCAAGGCCCGUGACAUGCUCCUCAUGUCGCAUUUGCAGGAGACUAUCUCUGGAUUUGAUGUCAACACCCAGAUUCUUUUCAACCGUACCUUGACCCAGGUCGGUCUCUGUGCCUUCCGCGCUGGUCUCGUCUACGAGGCUCAGAACUCACUCCAGGACAUCUGCGGCUCUCAAAGACAGAAGGAGUUGCUCGCUCAAGGUCUGCAGAUGCAGCGCUACUCUCAAAUCACCCCUGAGCAGGAGCGUAUCGAGCGCCAACGCCAGCUUCCCUUCCACAUGCACGUCAACCUCGAGCUUCUCGAGUGUGUCUACCUCACCUGUUCUAUGCUGCUCGAGAUUCCUCUUCUUGCCCAGGUUGGCUCUUCGCCCGACCUCAAGAAGCGUGUCAUUAGCAAGUCUUACCGCCGUAUGCUCGAGUACCAUGAGCGCCAGAUCUUCACCGGCCCUCCGGAGAAUACUCGCGACCACGUCAUGCAGGCAAGUAAGGCUCUCGCACAAGGAGAAUGGCGCAAGGCUGCCGAGUUCAUCACUGCCAUCAAGAUCUGGGAUCUCCUGCCGCAAGCAUCUAAGAUCAAGACCAUGCUUGAGGAGCAGAUCCAAGAGGAGGGUCUCCGUACUUACCUUUUCACCUACGCCCCCUUCUAUGACACCCUUGCCAUUGACAAGCUCGCCUCGAUGUUCGAGCUUUCUGAACGCAAGGUUUCUGCCAUUGUCAGCAAGAUGAUCAGCCACGAGGAGCUUGCUGCUGCCCUUGACCAGGUCAACGGAGCCAUCAUCUUCAGAAAGGGUGUUGAGCUCAGCAGACUGCAGAGCUUGGCCCUUACCCUCAGCGACAAGGCCAGCGGUCUCAUCGAGAGCAACGAGAAAACUCUGGAGCAGAGAACACAAGGCACUGCCAACGCCUUCGAGAGACAAGGCGCACAGAGAGGUGGCAGAGGCGGUGCCAGAGGUGGUCGUGGAGGCAGAGGCGGCGGCCAGGGCAUCAGAAGAGGCGGUGGUGGUUUCCAGGGCGGUGUUCUCGGCAAUGCCAUCAGAUCUUAAGCGUUUGAUGGCAAUUCAGUGGAUGUUGCGGAUGGGUCUGGCGUUCUUCUCAUAGUGACACAUUUUCUGUACGUUACCCCAAGCCUUCUGGUGGAUUUUGGGAAACGCACAACGACAUCAAAAGCCGGGACAGGAUUGCAAUGUUGUUUCGUUUUCAAGUUUUCCUCUUUAUC
Molecule: messenger RNA, 2798 nt
Organism: Aureobasidium pullulans EXF-150
Lineage: Eukaryota; Fungi; Ascomycota; Dothideomycetes; Dothideales; Saccotheciaceae
Exons: 2
Coding region: 58-2625 (855 amino acids)
Biological process (GO): translational initiation
Cellular component (GO): eukaryotic translation initiation factor 3 complex
Molecular function (GO): RNA binding; translation initiation factor activity; translation initiation factor binding
Source: RefSeq, a predicted model, not a curated record